Caenorhabditis sp. 36 PRJEB53466 is the source of this 799-nucleotide messenger RNA. Lineage: Eukaryota; Metazoa; Nematoda; Chromadorea; Rhabditida; Rhabditidae. The record is from the annotation of a GenBank genome assembly.
AUGCCGGAAUUAGUGAAGAAAAUGGUUAAGACUAGACACUACCUUCUAUUCAAUCCGUAUUUAAAUUUCAAAGAUCUUCCGCUAGUCAAAAGUGCAUAAUUUUUCCGAUUUACCGAGAAUUUUAAAGUUACAGAUGAAGGCUGUUACUUUUGUAGCAAGCAAGCAGCACUAUCAGAGUACACCCACACUCACGAGCCCGAAAAAAGUAAUCGGCACUUUCCGAGCAGAAAAAAACGUUAUAAUUAUAGAUAUUGUGACCAUAGACAAAGAGUCAGCCAUUCUCAAGAACACUUGGAAAUUAUCAUCUCCAUUUAGGAAUAUAGUACCCGGUCAAAGACUCAUUCUCAUGGUUUGUCCCUGAUCAAUCAACGAUUUCAGUUUCAAGUUUAAGAUAGACGAACCGGGUACGGAAACUGGUAACGUGUCAUCUUUGGCAAUAAAAACCAUUUCCAACCAACUCAUGUUGCCUCUGGCGAAAGGCAAGAACUGCUUCGAGAUUAGCUUGUUCGCAGGGACUGUUCUCAAAAGGAGAAAGACAGGAAAUUUCAGGAAUUGUACGUACAGUUGAUGAGAAUCUCAGAUCUCUCGUUUAACUGUAUCUUUUCAGUCAGUUUCCACGUCAAACACAACUCGGACAAAACGAUUGUUUACAAUCUUUCGGGGACUGAUAAUCAGACCAUGUGGGUAGUUCUACCUGAAAGAUCUGAAGUCAAAUCGUUCUGGAAAAUGUGAGUUCUCAAGUAGUCGAAAUAUGACUGAUUCCAAUCUUUUUAUUUACAGGCCUCCAUCAGCAUGGUGA